UAAGAGAUGAUUUUCGUCGUUCUCUGCGUACUGGUUGCCAUCCUGGCGCUGGUUUAUCUGUUCCUGACAUGGGAGUUCGGAGUCUGGGAAAAGUAUGGCAUCAAAGGACCGAAACCGAGACUGCUGUUUGGAAAUAUACCGAAUAUGUUGACUCAGAAACGGCACAUCGUUUACGAUUAUGAUCAGAUUUACAAUGACUACAAAAACGAACCAGUUGUUGGAUACUACAGUGCACGAACUCCCCAGUUGUUGAUAAGGGAUCCGGGCUUGAUCAAAGAAGUGCUGAGCAAGAGUUUUUACAACUUUGCGGACAACGAUUUUUCCGACACGGUUGAUGAAAAAUCUGACCCCCUUCUAGCGCGUAAUCCCUUCAGUUUAAGUGGUGAACAAUGGAAAAGUCGUAGGGCCGAAAUCACACCUGCUUUCACCAACAAUCGGAUUAAAGCAAUGGCAUUCCUCAUGGAGGAAGUAUGCGAACAAAUGACCAAAUAUGUGAAAAACCAAGUCAGCCCUUCCAGCGGAGCAGCGACAUUGGACGCUAAAGAGCUCAUGGCAAAGUACACCACUGACGUAGUAGCUAGCUGUAUCUUUGCCAUCGACGCCCAGUCGUUUGUGAAGGAAAAUCCUGAAAUUCGGGCAAUGGGCAAGCGCAUUAUGAACUUCAAUUUCGUUGUUCAGUUCAUCAUGCUCAUGACCACCUUUUGUCCUUCCAUCAAGAAAUUCUACAAAUUUACCCUGAUCCCAAAAGAUGCGACGGAUUUCUUCAUCCGCAUCAUGCAGGAUGCAAUUCUCUACCGUAAGACGAACAACAUCAACCGCACGGAUUAUCUGGACCAUCUGAUUCAGCUGCAGGAGCGAAAGCAGAUCACCGACAUCGACAUCGCAGGCCAUGGUGUGUCGUUCUUUGCAGACGGGUUUGAAACUUCUAGUAUACUGUUAACGUACUGCCUGUACGAUCUGGCCACCCAUCCGACGGUGCAGGAUACACUACGCGCAGAGAUACGGCGGGUGAAGGAGAGUGACGAUGGCAUGACAUACGAGCGUCUCAUGGAGAUGGCCUACCUGGAUCAGGUCAUCUGCGAGUCCCAGCGUAUGCAUCCGAUCAUUGCCGUCAUGGCGAAACGUUGCACCGUCGACACCACCUUGGUCGGACCGAAAGAUCGUAAAAUAUUCGUCAAGAAAGGAACCACCGUUGCUCUGCCUUACUAUUCUAUCAGCUUCGAUCCUGCCUACUAUUCUGAACCGCAAAAGUUCGAUCCGGAGCGUUUUUCAGCCCAGAACGGUGGCAGCAAGGCGUACCGGGAGCGCGGUGUAUACUUUCCAUUUGGCGAGGGUCCGCGCAUGUGUCUGGGAAUGCGGUUCGCAUUGGCCCAGGUCAAACGCGCCAUCGUGGAGAUCGUGCUCAACUUUACGCUGUCUGUCAACGCUAAAACAGUCGAACCGUUCCAAAUGGAUCCGGCACAAUUCAUGCUGAUGCCGAAAGGAGGCAUUUGGUUGGACUUCAAACCUAUAUCACAGUGAAGAAGUGGAUUUUGAAAAAGCUGAAAGGCAUA
Molecule: messenger RNA, 1553 nt
Organism: Anopheles coustani
Lineage: Eukaryota; Metazoa; Arthropoda; Insecta; Diptera; Culicidae
Product: probable cytochrome P450 28d1
Exons: 4
Coding region: 7-1521 (504 amino acids)
Molecular function (GO): iron ion binding; heme binding; monooxygenase activity
Source: RefSeq, a predicted model, not a curated record